Molecule: messenger RNA, 5647 nt
Organism: Ruditapes philippinarum (Manila clam)
Lineage: Eukaryota; Metazoa; Mollusca; Bivalvia; Venerida; Veneridae
Product: thymocyte selection-associated high mobility group box protein TOX-like
Exons: 9
Coding region: 222-2024 (600 amino acids)
Biological process (GO): regulation of transcription by RNA polymerase II
Cellular component (GO): nucleus
Molecular function (GO): chromatin DNA binding
Source: RefSeq, a predicted model, not a curated record
CAACUUUGAUCACAUGACCUCUACACUGAUCAGGGUUAUCCAGGUGCUUGCUCUGCAGAAGACAGCUGGUCAAUGUCGUGAAGGUGCAUUCAUGUGUGCAGUUAAUUAACUCAUUGUGAAAUGUUGUGUUUUCUUUCAAUGGUGGAUAAUUAACUGAUCAAUAAAACUUUUUUUUUUGGAUUGUGAAUAAUUAAAGUGGUGCCUUUUUUGAAAAUAUCAGGAUGUAUAUUAAGGCAGAGAUAAGUGAAGACGAGGAAGCUGAUACAAACAGGUCACAGCAAGAACAAGUCUCCAGUUCUUCUGAUACCAACAAAACACUAAAUAAAGAGAAUGACAGAGAUUCUUUGAUGUUCCACACACCAAGUUUUGGGGAAGAAGACUAUGAUUUUCUUCAGGAAAAACCAGUCAUUGGUUUGAAAUCAUCAGUUAACCAGGAAAUAAGUUUUUCAGACACUGCAAAUUUUUCAAAUGGUUUUGAUGCAGGUUUUCAAAAUCUUCAGUUUUAUCGCCAACAGCAACCAGCAUUCCUGACGACCGCAUCGCGUUCCCAGUUUACCAACAGUAUUAAUAAUACUCAGUCUGGUGGCUGUAGACCUGCACAGCAGCAACAGCAACAACAACAAACAUUACAACAACAACAACAAUCAUUACAACAACACAUCUAUGAUUUAAAAUCGUCGGCACAACAUAAUCAAAGACUAUACCAAAUGGCGUCUCAGCGUGAUUCCAUAUUUGAAUCUUUGGAAAACAUUACUCCAAAAUUUCCACCGCAGGAUGUGGACAUACCGGACAUUAGUUCUGCUAAUGGAAUCGAGACCACAACAUCUGCGUCUGUUAUGAGUUCAGGAUUUUCUGCCAGUCACAUGUACGGACAAUCAAACAUGAAUACAUCCCCAAGGACGCACCCGGACAUCGGCAUGCACGCUACUUCUCCAGUGAGUACGAUCAGACCGCAAAGUGUUACGACAAUAUCACCCACUAGUUCUUCUGUAUCUAACGUAUCAAAUGUAACUCCACCAAUGGAGAGUAGUGAAGAUAGUGAUGACAGUGUACCACUUGCUCAGUUGGUAAAACGACAAGCUCAGGAUGAGAUCCCUACACCAUCGAAACCAGCACCAAAACCGGCCGGAGUAAAGAAAUCUAGAAUGCAAAAGAAAAAGAAGAAGAAAGAUCCAAAUGAGCCGCAAAAGCCAGUGUCAGCAUAUGCCUUGUUUUUCCGGGACACCCAAGCAGCCAUUAAAGGACAGAAUCCAAAUGCAACAUUUGGAGAAGUUUCAAAGAUAGUAGCCUCUAUGUGGGAAGGUCUCGAUCCAGAUCAUAAAAAUGAUUACAAGAAGAGGACGGAAAUUGCUAAAAAGGAGUACUUGAAGCAGCUAGCUGCAUAUAGAGCCAGUCUUGUAUCUCAGACAAGAAUGGAGGAAUCCCCUUCUCCUCCACACAGAUCCCCCACAGGCACUUCUCCACAGCACAUGAUGGGCUACAUGAAUAGUAUCAGCCCACAACACAUGGGUUCCCCCGCACACAUGGGCUCCCCUGCUCACAUGGCUUCUCCUGCACACAUGGGCUCUCCGGCACAUAUGGGUAGCCCAGCACAAGUGGUUCCUGGGUGUCAAACUCAUAUCUCUAGUCCGUAUCAUAUGACAAGUCCGCAACACGUGUCUAGUCCUCAAAACAUGAUGGGCCAGCACGUGACGAGCCCACAACACAACAAUCUAUACAGCCCACAGUCUCCACCACAACAAUAUAAUGUUGGUAGCUAUAACAACAAUCAGUCCAUGGACAUGAUGGAUAAUGGUGGAAUGAGGUUUGACUCCCAACGGUUACCACCCACUGGGGGUAAUGCAGGGAGGGUAUUAUCAGGUGGUAUGUGUAUCAGAAAUGGUUGUGUAAAUAGGGCAAUAGACAACAUAGGCUGGGACAGUGAGUACUGUAGCAACGAAUGUGUCGUCUCUCAUUGCAGAGAUGUUUUCACAGCCUGGGUAGCUAACCGUCAAGUCCCGAAUAAUGCGUUCACAGUGAAAUGAUUACUGCAUCGCUCAAUUGGGAGGAGACAUUCCAAAAUGGAUUGAACCAAAACAAGCAACGCUGGACAACAUUUUGUUGACUGAAUUACAGUGAACAUACUUCACUAACAAACUGGGAACAUACUUGUAUAUGUAUGGAUGUUUGAGAAACAGGGAACACACCUUUGUUUGUUAAUCUGUAAUAUAUGAACAUGUAUGAAGUGUAUUACAUACAAAAAUAACAGAACUACAUUGCUGGAAACUAAGACUAGUUCAUAAUGAUGUGUUGACUUAUCUGAAGAUAUCAUAUUAUACACAAGAUCUUGUAUCAGUGUACAUAUAUGAAUACUAAGUGGCAAAUCAUUGCUUUGAUAAAAUUUAUAUACCUACUUUACAUUAAAGAAAUGAAAGUUGUAUUGUCAAAACAUGUGGAAAUGUAAAUUUAAUAUGUUUAAGUGAUUUUUUUUUUGUGUACAUGAAAGAAAUAUGAGGCUUUUUUCUUCACAAGACUGAUGUGUUCAAUUUAAAAGAGAGAAAGAUAUUUUUAUUUAUUAUUAUUAUUAUUUUUUUUUUUUUUUUUAAAGUCUAAAGACAAUGUUUUACACAUUUAGCAGUGUACUACCUUUUGUCAAGUAUUUGCUGCUAUUUUCAUGACAUUGACAUGCACAUGUUACACGACUCUUACAAGAAGUUUUAUACUUAAGCUACUAUCUUGUAGUCAUGCUAAAAGUUGAGUAGGUAGGUUAAAGCCAGUCUGACCGAUGUCUAGGUCUGUCAAACAUAUACAUCUUAAAUCAUAAACAAUUUCUAAGGUGAGGCUGACAUUAACUAAGUGUCAGCCUAUGUUGUAAACAACAUGUCAGAUUUAAUUAUAUCAUACGCUGAUGACAUUCCUUGCAAUCUCUAAACAGUUCUUUGACAUGAAAUAUUUUGCUCCAGAUUUGAGAGACAGUACUGAGAAAUGACAGUUAUUGUGUCAUGUAUUGCAUUCAUUUCAGUAUCAUAUUCGUCGGUUAUUAUUUGUUUCCAAGGAAUUUAAUUUCACGUUUCAAAUUUUAGAAAAUAAUAACUGUAAUUUUAAGUUUAGUUUCAGUACAAGAGUCUCUACCAUUCAAGAAUAUUUACUGGUAUAAUAUAGGUCUUAUAUAUACUUAAAAGUUAAACAAUGUAAAGGUAAACAGAAAACAAAGUACAUGUACAUGUAGGUUAUCUGAAGCAAUUAUUGUAUGGUCUGGUUUAUUUCUGAUGAACUUUCUUGUAUUUUUGUAUUUCAUAUUUGAUACUUAUUUAAUUUGUUCUAAAUUUUGAACUAGUAGAUCUACAUGGUAUCAUAUUAUUAUAUUUAUUGAUCAAGCUAAUAUUAAACUUAUUUUUUUAAUAUGAAAAUCUAAACAGUAUUGAGUUUGUUGGUUUUAAGAUUUAAGUUAGCAUUUUGUUUGAUUUAAAAAAAAGCACAUAAGUAAGCGUUAUUUUUGGUUGAAUGAUUAACUUUUGUUGUUUGUGUUAGAUUAUUUUUUUUGUAUAUUAUUUAAUGUUUUUAGAUUAUGUUACCUUUUGUAUAGAUAUAAGGCCAUGCCAACUUUCUUCUAAAAUGUACCAUGUAGUAUUUAGAAUUUAUGGAAAGUUUUUAAUACCAGCGAUUUUUAUUUUACGAAAAUAGUCUUGUUCUCCCUCAGCAGUUAGUUUGUAUCCAUUUACGUUUAAUUAGGACCGUCAUUGUAUAUCUCGAUAUCGAUAUUCAUCAUCUGAUACAAUAAUAUAGAUACACACUUUCAAAUAUCGAUACAAGCUAAAAUUUAUUUAUUUCUUUUAGUAAAUAUAUACAUUUCAAUUUUGCUAAUAAGAGAAGUCAUUUUUUUACAGUUUUCUAGGCUAACUUGAACUUUAAACUGUGUUGACAAAAAUAACAGAAAAAACUUUCGGUUAGUUUGUAGUAUUUGUAGUAUUAUACAAGCAUGCAUAACACCAUGAUCCCAAUUUAAAACACACAUUUAAAUGUUUUUCAUUGUAUCUACUGUUAAAGUUGAUAUAUCUCUGAAUAUAUCAAUACAAAAGUGUCCAUCAAUGACAGCCCUAGGUUUAAUAUGUAAUACAUUAGAGAAGAAUUCAAAGUAAGAAGAAAUGUUGGCAUGGCCUGUUUUUAGUUAUCAUAUAUAUGACAGGGACUGCCCACACUUACAUACAUGUAUAAAAUUAUUUAUUUAUUCUUUUAAACAGUGCAUAUGGAAUAUCUUUUGCAAGGCCACACAAAAUAAACAAGUGCUCUUUCAGUUUUAAAUGUCUUGGUUUUUUGAUUGGGGUGGUACACAUAAUUCAAAAUGUAAGCUAUUAGUUAUUGUAUACAAAUUAAAUUUUAAUUGCUAUUCUUUUAUUACCUUAGACAUAAAUUAUAUACAAGAGUCUUGUAUGUAACUAAAGAGCCUGACAAAGGCAAUGUAAGAGUUAAAAGCUAAUGAACAUUUAUUAAAUGAGUGUGGCCUUGGCAAUACUUAUCUACCUGAAUGAAUGAAAAUGUGCUCAUAUUAUGUACAUAAUGAAUGGUUGAGUUAAAUUGUUUUUUCCCCUAUGUACAUAUUUAAAAUUUAAAUGCUGCUGUAUAAAGCAUACUCCAGUAUUACAUGUUUGUAUAAAAAAGUUUUGUGUAUCAAUUUUCUAUGUCUUAAGUUUGCCAUAGAGAAUUAUAGUAAAUGCCAUAGGGAAUUAUAGUAACUUUAGAAACAUAAUCUAAGGGAUGGAAUAUUACUGAAUUAUUCUUUUUUAUCAGCCAGUGAUCAGUGAGUGUAUAUAAACUAUCUCUUAAGACUAAAAAAUCAUUUUCAACAAGACAACUUGUUUUAAACUUAAUUUUUUUUUCUGCUAAUUUAUACAAGUUGAAAGAAUGAUUAAAGAACUCUAUUGAGUUUGGAGAACAAAACUAUGAUAGCAUAAGAAUGAUUCCUUGUAUUAAAUCUACAUACAACAGCUUUGGAUGUUGUAUUUGUUGAUUAAACAAUGUAAGUUAAUUAUCUUAUCAGUUAAAGUUAAAACGCUCCUUCAAGUCGGGGUAGUUAUUUUGAUGAACAAUGUUAAAUUAUCAUGUAUCUGCUGUAUCACAAACAUUAAUUUAUGUUCCAUUUUUGUUUUAAGUAUAUUUAAGGGAAAUAUAAUAUGGUAUAAAGUCUUUUGUUUUACAAUUGUUUCAUUUUGUUUUCAUAAUUUUCUAUUCAAUAAGGCCUUGUACAAAGAAUUAUAUAAUUUUGGAACAUUCGUUAACCAUUAUUGAAAACAUCUGAACAUUUGCUGCAUUAAACAAUUUUGUUGUCAUUAAAUUGCCCUUCAGUUUCUGUUCUUGCAUGUAGUUUUGAAAAUGUAAAUUUAAAUUCUUUGUAACAAAGAAAUGGGGAAAUAUAAAUGAAAAAUAUGGUUUGUUUUGUAUAAUAAUUCAUUUUCUUAUUUCAGAUUCAUUAUUUAUAUCUUUGAAAGACGAAUGUAUUGUUAAAUCAUGAAGUUGAUCGAGGAAAUAAUAUCAUUGUAAAAUAUACCAUCAGAAUUAUAACCUGCUUCAAAAAAUCUUAAAUAAUUUGUUGUAAUAUAUUUGCAUUUCAUUAUAUUUCAGAAUAUGUGAACAUGAUUAGUAAAUUACAUUAAAUCUAAAAAUUAAACAA